Messenger RNA from Synchytrium microbalum, 663 nucleotides. RefSeq lists its product as uncharacterized. The transcript has 5 exons. Gene Ontology annotation, molecular function: nucleoside triphosphate diphosphatase activity. The record is from RefSeq and is a predicted model, not a curated record. The coding region runs from base 1 to 663 and encodes 220 amino acids. Lineage: Eukaryota; Fungi; Chytridiomycota; Chytridiomycetes; Synchytriales; Synchytriaceae.
AUGACUACUCCUCUCAAAGAUACCUUCUUGUCGACACCGCCGCUACCUCUAAUACUAGGCUCCUCGUCAAUAUUCAGAAGAAAAGUGCUUGAUAUUCACAAAAUACCACAUUCAACACUAAAUCCAAACAUCAAUGAAGGCAAGAAACUCUGGGACAUACACAACUCAAUUUCAAAAUCAAGUUUGAUCAUAGAGCUAGAUCCAAGUGCCACUGCCUUAGCAGUUGCAAAUGCCAAAAUGGAUGCGCUGCUGAGUCGCUGGGAUAAUACACAGCCAGAUACAUUACUAGUCACUUGCGAUCAGGUGGUGUCAUGGAAUGAUGAAGUUAGAGAGAAGCCUCGUAGUGAGGAGAUGUGUCGAAUGUAUAUGACUUCGUAUACGGAGAUACCUGCUGAGACUCAUUCGGCUAUGGUCGUCGCAAAAACAAGAGACAGGAAUCGCGCUGCAGGCGUGGAUGUAGCUAGACAAUGGUUUCAUCCAAUACCGCCUAAUGUGGUUGACCAACUGAUUAAAAAGGGCGACGUGAUGUAUUGUGCCGGAGGAUUCAUGAUUGAGGACGAUCUGAUGCAGCCGUAUCUCGCAAAGAGGGACGGGACAGAGGAUUCGAUUAUGGGGAUGCCAGUCUUACUGCUAGAAGAACUUGUAACAAAAGUCAUGCAAUAA